CUCUCAGGUCAGGCACUCCAGCGGCCCUCUCCCAGAUGGCGCCCAGUUCGGACAAGCCCACAAUCGUGUGCGACGGGGCGGGGAAAGUCGUCGGCGUGAACGACGCCUGGAGCGCGCUGUGCGGCUACACCGAGAGCGAGGCGCUGGGCAAGCGCCCGGCCGACCUGCUCCAGUGCGAAACGACGGAGUUUGACGUCGCCGCCGAGUUCACCAAAACCCUGCUGGCGACGGGGCGUUCGGAGGCGAUUUUGACGAACCGGACCAAGGACGGCCGGGUCUUCAAGCACCGCCUCGUCGGCGAGCGCCUCGGCAACCUCCUCAUCGCAGAGGGCACCGUCAUCGUGCCGCCAGCGCCACGCAAGGCGGCAACCCGCAAGGCGACGCGGGCUUCGUCGGCGGACGUUUGGGGGGCGCUGGUCUCCCUCGUGGCCCUACUCGCGGCGUUCGCCGCCGCGUACGACCUCGCCGCCGCUCCGGACGAGCCGCCGCUGCCGCCGGUGGAGUCGCAGGAGCUCGCCGCCGCGAGCCCUCCCCACGCUGAGCUCGUCAGCUUGUGCAAGAGCGUCGCGACCGGCGGCUUCAUCGCGGGCACAAAGGCUGGCGCCGCCGCAAAGCUGGCGUGGAAAGCUGUCGCGGAGUCGCAGGAGCUCGCCGCCGCGAGCCCUCCCCACGCUGAGCUCGUCAGCUUGUGCAAGAGCGUCGCGACCGGCGGCUUCAUCGCGGGCACAAAGGCUGGCGCCGCCGCAAAGCUGGCGUGGAAAGCUGUCGCGGAGUCGCAGGAUCUCGCCGCCGCGAGCGCUCCCCAUGCCGAUCUUGUUGGCGUGUGCAAGAGCGUCGCGACCGGCGGCUUCAUCGCGGGCACAAAGGCUGGCGCCGCCGCAAAGCUGGCGUGGAAAGCUGUCGCGGAGUCGCAGGAUCUCGCCGCCGCGAGCGCUCCCCAUGCCGAUCUUGUUAGCGUGUGCAAGAGCGUCGCGACCGGCGGCUUCAUCGCGGGCGAGGCCACCUCGAGGAGCGUGGCCCAGGGCCUCACCAAGGCGGGCGCCGCCGCAAAGACGGCGUGGGAAACGGUCGCACCGAAGGGCGCAUUCUUCGGCCUCGCCGCGAUGGGGAACCUCGACCUCUUCCUGGUGGGCGGGGCUGUUUCCGCGUUGUCGGGCAUGUGACUGGCUAAGUGACGGGACGAACAGCAUGUGACGGGACGGAGCUCGACGCGACUGAGUCUUGGGAAACGAGGAGUUGGGAUACAGUAUCGGAGUAUGUGGGGAGGGGAGGGUCAAGGAGUUGGCCAGCUGUGUCGAAUGUGUGGCUCCUCUCUCAAUCGCCAUCGCCGUGCGCUAGACUUGUUUGGCCUUUCUGGUUUCUCUACUCUUCUGAGAUUUUUGCGUGUGUUCUUACUUACCGCAUGUAGCCGG
Messenger RNA from Emiliania huxleyi CCMP1516, 1412 nucleotides. RefSeq lists its product as hypothetical. Gene Ontology annotation, biological process: regulation of DNA-templated transcription. The coding region runs from base 36 to 1163 and encodes 375 amino acids. The transcript has a single exon. NCBI's taxonomy places the organism in Eukaryota, Haptophyta, Isochrysidales, Noelaerhabdaceae. The record is from RefSeq and is a predicted model, not a curated record.